This is a messenger RNA of Diatraea saccharalis (sugarcane borer), 7071 nucleotides long. Lineage: Eukaryota; Metazoa; Arthropoda; Insecta; Lepidoptera; Crambidae. The record is from the annotation of a GenBank genome assembly.
AUGUAUUUUAUUUUCAGUCUCUACUUAAUGGUUUAUAGCGACUAUAUUCAUAACCGUUUUUCCACUACUGGAGGUUUGACUUCAGCUUGGCCAAAUUGUCCACUAGAAAGUCCGUUACUAGACAUAGCUGUUGAAGACUACAUAGAGGGGGCUAAACGAGCUGUUUCAGUGGAAGAAUGUAUUUGUCCGAAAGCGUACCGUGGUAUGUCUUGCGAACAAUGUGCAGCUGGAUACUAUAGACUCAGUAGCGGGCCACAUGCAGGAUUAUGUGUCCCGUGUCAGUGCAAUGGUCACUCACAAGAGUGCGACGUGAAUACUGGUAUUUGCUUGGAAUGCACACACAAUACUAUGGGUGAUCACUGCGAAAAGUGCAUUCAAGGGUAUCAUGGUGAUGCUACUGUUGGCACACCGCGUGACUGCCUCAUUUGUGCCUGUCCUAUGCCCACUGCUUCCAAUAAUUUCGCUAUCGGCUGCGACCUGAGUGAGAAUGGCUCGCUGAUCUCCUGUGAAUGUAAACCUGGAUACGGUGGAGCCCGAUGCGAAUUCUGCGCCGCCGGCUAUUAUGGAGAACCGGAGAUGACAGGUGACUAUUGCAAGCCAUGCAAUUGCUCGGGCAAUAUAAACGUGGAGGAUCCUAGCUCGUGCGACAGCAUCACCGGCGACUGCCUCAAGUGCGUCAAUAACACAGCCGGAGCAGCCUGCAAUCUCUGCGCACCAGGUUUCUUCGGUGACGCCAUUUUCUCCAAAAAUUGUACAGCUUGCGUCUGUGACGAGUACGGCAUGGACCAUUGCGACCCGACGACGGGCACGUGCGUGUGUCGACAGGGUGUGAUCGGUGAGAAGUGUGACCGUUGCGCUGUCGACCACUGGGGUCUGAGCUCAGGCCGCGGUUGCGAGCCCUGCGACUGCGGCCUCGCGUCCAACUCAACACAAUGUGACGAUGCCACGGGGCAGUGCAGAUGUGCCAAAGGCGUUACGGGGCGCCACUGCGAACAAUGUGCUGCUGGAUAUUGGAACUACACUAAAGAAGGAUGCGAUCAUUGCAACUGUAAUACGGGAUAUUCACUUGGGUUUAUGUGCAAUGCAACGGGCCAGUGCGAGUGUCUGCCUGGCGUCAUUGGUGAAAAAUGUGACCGCUGUCCCGAGAGAUGGGUACUAAUACCUCACGAAGGGUGUUUAGAAUGUGAUGAGUGUACCGACGCCCUCAUAUACACAGUACAAGAUAUGGGAGCCUUGUUGGCACACGAAACACAAGAUUUCAAGGACAAAGCGGAUUCAUUCUUCACGACGCAGCGGCUUAACUACAUCUCGAACCAGACGAAUAUAUUGAGGCCUCGCGUCGUUGACCUUCAGAGUGUGGACCUUAACAAUGUCACUUCAGCUUUCAAAGCGCUUGAAACUGGUGCCAAGAACCUGCUCAGAUCAGCGGAGUUUGCAGCAACCGAUAGUGACAAACAAAUAGGACGAGCUGCUGAUUUAGCGGUGAACGCAGAGAAGACUCUGGCGGCGGUCCGCGAGAGCGCGCAAAAAGCAGAGGACGUGGUGACGCACGUGGCAGAUCUAGCCACUGGACUGGAGUUAAGCCAACAGCCGAAAGUAGACAGCGCCUUGACUGAAGCAAGACAGAUCAAGAGCGAUAUAUCUGAUAAAAAAUUGGACAACGAAAAGCAACAGGCUAACAGUAUGUUUGGUAAUUCCACCGCUCAAAUAGAACGGAUGAACAUCUUCGUGAACCCAGUCAACAAACAGGCAAAGAAAUUUGAAGGCCUGGUUAAUGCCACACGCGAAUUGAAGAACAAACUUAAAGACUUAUCAAAAUACACGGAUGAGGCGCAGCACACCGCCAAUGCAGCUGAGAAACUCAAUUCCAAAAACAGGCAAUCCAAAUUCGGUACCAAAGUGCAAUCCGUAUCCAAUCUGUACACGUCGGCGGUGAAGGACCUGAUCGACGCAGCUGUAGAUGUGAAGCAAGCAGGUGAUGAAUACUCUAAGGCUACUGGUGUAGUGGCCGCUGCUGUCAACGCUUUGGAAGCCAAUAGAAACGCCAACAUCAAUAUGGAUGAAAGAAUUACCAGUUUGACCGAAGAAAUACCAGUGUUAGAUAGAUUGGUCAAUGAGGCACUCGAUCAUGCGCGUAGUUUAAGGAAUAGGGCUGAUAAUCUACGUGCAUUGGCUGAGAGAGAAAAUAACAAUACUCGUACAAAGGAUGCAUAUAGUGCUGCUUCAGCGUUCUCUUCCAUUGUGCAAGAGAUUAAUGAUGCCAAGAAAGCAGCCGAUACUGCGGAGGCCGCCGUCAACAAUAGCACAAAUGUCAAAAAUUUACUCAACGAGCGCGGAGGGCCAGCUCUGAACCGGUCGCAGAUGCUACUGUCGCAGGCGGCGGCAGCACAGAUCGGCGUGGAGCACCAGCUGAGGCCGAACCUGACGACAGCGGCAGCAGCACUAGACGACGCUGCUGCCACGCUCACUGCUGCUGACGAUGAUGAUCACGCCGUGCAACUUUCUCUUCCGACGUCGGCAAAAUUCUCCCUCCAAGAAGAAAUAGAGAAAGCGGAUAGAGUGAACGCGACUGUGAAGAACACCCUAGACAUCAUGUCCCAGCUGGGUCCAGACCUGCAAGCCAGUAAAGACUGGGCUCAGACAUUGCCAAAACUUGCUGACGAAGGCCAGAAAAUGACAUCUAACGUUGAGAGUUUGUUGAAGAAUGUGAAAGAAAUCGAUCCACUCAGCAAUUCUAAGUAUCGUUCUGUGAAAUUUAUGCAAGAUGAAUUGGAACAUAGACGUGCAGAAGCUGACGACAAACUGCAAAAGCUCAAGGAACUCAUUGAACAGGCACGCGCUUUAGCCAAUCGCAUCCAAGUAGGCGUGACGUUCGACCGUCGCUCCACUCUACAACCGCGCUUGCCGGAGUCUAUCGACGAAAUGUCUACAUCUACUCACGUCUCUGCCUACUUCCGUACAAAAGAAAAGGACGGACUACUACUCUACCUCGGCAACCCUGAAGGUAGCAACAUCAGGCGAACCAAAUCGGACGAUUUUAUGGUGGUGGGCAUUCAAAAUGGAUACCCUUACCUUACGAUGGACAUUGGUGACAGUCACGACUCUGGUCGCGAAGCGGUACGCAUCGGAAGCGAUAAGUUUGUCUCAGAUAACCGCUGGUACCAGGUCAUUGUUGACAGGAUUGGACGAAACGUUAAAUUCUCCAUUCGGGAGAGCCUUGACAACGGUUCAGAACAUACACACUCCAAAGAGGCAGUGUUACCUGGACAGCAUACGAUCUUCAACCUGGACCGUCAGAAGAGUAAAUUAUACGUGGGCGGCGCACCGGCAGAUGCCAAACUGCAAGGCAUUAGCUACCCUGCUUUUGAGGGUCAGAUCGAAGAGCUCAUGAUAGGAGAUACUCCUGUUGGACUUUGGAACUUCAUCAGCUCCGAAAAUCUUAAGGGUUCUAGACAGAGGUAGGAAAAUAUGAUAAACUAGUUGUUUUCCCCAAACCUCGCCCUUGUAAAUUAUAGCGUUUAUGUCACCCUAUGACAUAAUUCAUAAGAGAAAGAAUUUUUAAAAUCGGUAUAGUAGUUCUAGGCAAACAAACAAUCCAAUAUUUCCUUUUCAUAAUAUACAUAAGUAUUUCUUUAGCACUUCUCAAAAAUUUAUUCUGUAUUCACAGUUUCACUCGUAUUUUACGGAACGAGCCAUGAUUCGUCUCAUUGACAAGCCUGUUAGAUUCCUUUAUUGUAUUUUUCCAAAAGAUAUGGGCUUCAUUUAUCUAUCAAAUGAAUGUGUAGAGAUAAGCUGAUCACGUCACAAGCCGGACCGCAAGAGUAUCGCUUCAACGGCCGCUCCCACGUGACGAUGCCGGCGCGCGAAUACCUCGUGCCGCAGAAGAACCACGUACUUCUCUACUUCCGCACAUAUGCCCCCAACGGACUCAUAUACCUGGUCGGAGAGGGCAAACAUUUCUUCUCUGUUGUCAUGCAAGACGGAGGAGUCUUCUUACAGGUGUCUCUCGGCAAUCCUGAUGAAAUGGUGAUCAUAGGGACAAAGAAGACCUUCAACGACGGCAAAUGGCACAAACUGGACGCCGGUCGCUAUCUCGCUAACUGUUCACUCAAGGUGGACGAUGAAAUCCAUCGAGCGGUCUCCUCCUCGCCUAUCAUGGAGAUCACCUCGGUGGACACGAUGAACUUCGGUGGGAACAACAAGGGCAUAAUGCACGUGAAAAAUAUAGGCUUCGAUGGCUGCUUGCGUCAAAUCAGCAUGGACGGUAUCAACAUAGACCUCAGCGAGAAUAUAGAAGCAAUUGGACUAGGAUACGGAUGUCAGUUCGCGUCGUUGGUAUCAUUGUCGGGUAGCGACAGCUAUCUACGCUUCAUUGAUAUAACGACGGACAACUUGCAACUGACGCUCAAAUUCAAGACCUCUUCUCCGGACGGUCUAUUAUUCCUCUACGUGAGUAGAACGCAGACCACCGAUAUGCCUGACAGCGUGUCACUCUCACUAAUAAAGGGUCGUCUAGUGUUGAUGAGUCAGCGUGAUCAGUUGGACACUGGACUAAACACUUACAACGACUCACAGUGGCACGUCGUCACCGUCACGCACAACAGUCGCACAUUACGACUUGUAGUCGAUGACUUUGACUACUUUAGUUCAGACACACCGCCCGCGCCCCUCCACAUAAUCGAGGGGGUUUUGUUCGUGGGCGGGGUGCAGAACGGUUACGUGGUCGGCGGGAAGGUCGGCAGCAAGCAUCCACUGCGCGGCUGCGUCGCCGACGUGACGGUCAACUCGCGUCCGUUGAACCUUCUAGAGCCGUACAGCGCUAGCGGCGUCACGUUCGGCCGAUGCGGCGAUCUCACCAGCUCUGGAGGCGUGCCACCAGACGUGCCAUUCUGGGUGCCACAGCCCACACAAACUAACUUGCUACCACUACCCCCGCAACCAACAACAACGCCUGAACCAGAUAUCAACCUCAACAAUAUUAACACAUUCCCCGAGGUAGUGACGCAACCACCACAACCAGAGGUUAAGCCACAACCACAACCACGACCACAACCAAAACCACAACCGCAACCGCAGCCGCAUACGACGACACUACCACCAUCGACGACAACUCGUCGCCCGCCACCGAAACCAGUGCCAGGAUGUUCUCUCGCCUACGACCCCGAAUACUCAAUCGGCAAUCCGGAUGAAGGCUAUAGAUUCGGGUCGCGGGAAGACAGUCGUAUCGAAUACGGCAAGUUGCCGGGCCGGCAGGUCGGCGGGUUCGAUCUGUCCGUGUCUUUCCGCACGUUCGACCGCCAUGGAGGGUUGAUACUUUACGCGGUCGCGGAGAAGGCGCCUUCGCAGUUCAUCGCUUUAUACAUGAAGGAUGCUAUGCUGCACUUCCUAUUCAACUGCGGCGGCGAGACCGCCGACAUAACGUGGCAGCAGACGUACAACGACGCGGCGUGGCACCAGGUGACGGUGGUGCGGCGCGAGGGGCACAGCAAGGUGACCGUGGACGGCGAACGGGUGGCGGAGGAGAGCGUCGCGUGCGCAGCGCCCGCCCUCCUCACCCCGCCCCUCUACUACGGCGGACUGAGGGCAAACGUCUCCGCCGGGAACCACCAUCUACCGUUCUACCAGCCUUUCAAGGGCUGUUUACGCAAACUGAAGAUGAACGGUCAGCUGGUGACCGACGUGCGCGCGCGCGUCAACUCUCUGCGAUGCAUCGACAACGUGGAGGACGGCGUGUACUUCCCACCGUCACCUAACGAGGCGCAUAGCAACUACAUUAAGCUAUACAAAACGGGUGAAUUCAACGUCGGCAACGAGAUAUCAAUAUCGAUGGAGGUGAAGCCGCGCAACACUACAGGUCUACUGCUGGCGGUCCACGGUCGCCACGACUAUCUGGUGCUGGAACUGCUCGAGCACAAAGUGGUGGCCCGAGUCGAGAACGGGAAAGGACCCUUCCAGGCCACCUAUACGCUUAGCAGCAAAUUCACGCUCUGCGACGGCAAGUGGCACCGAAUUCACGCCGUUAAGUCCCGUCACGCUGUAACUGUGGGCGUGGACGGACAUUUCUCGGACGCGGGCAUCGGCAUGUCGAGCUCUACGGACACUAAGACACCCCUAUUCAUCGGCGGACACGAGAGAGUAAUAAACAAGUUGCCAGGUGUACACGCCCGCCGCGGAUUCACUGGCUGCAUUAGAAAUAUCGUUAUCAAGGAAGCGCCCGUUACUAUCCCGCUAAUGGCAGCCGGCCGAGCCGCACAAAUAGGCGUCUGUCCCGCCGAUUAAACUAGUAUUCUAAUAGUGAUUUAAGAUUAAAACAGAGAACCGUCAUUUUCCAGUGUCAAAUAAUGUGACGAAAAAGUUCCAGUUCAUUCGAAUACUCUCAAUAUAUGAACGGUAUUUUUUAAUUAUAAGAUUAGUAAAAAAAAUCACAUCAUUUUUUUCUUUCAUCUACAACUUAUAAAAUGCGCUAUGUUCGAUGUUUUGGAAGAUAUUAAGGUUUAUUUAGUGACCCGGAACUUUUGCUCGUCAGUAUACAUGUUGGUAUGUUUGAACAAAUACAGUCAACAACAUAUUGGGUUAUAGAAAAUUGAUUUUGAAGCUUGAUAUAUUUGUUUAUACGAGGAUGUAAAAAAAAUUUAAAUUUGUAGCAACAAACAAUAAAAAUGGAAAUAUUAGAAUUGAUGUUUAUAUCAAACCAAUAUCUUUGUAUCAGUCGAUAUUAGUAUUUAAUGAAUUACAAUAUCCCAUUUUAUACAUAAAAGUUACUCGUCAGAGUUCACAAAAUAUACCUAUCGAAUUUCAACUAAAGGUUUUAAACCCGGUCAGUCGAUCUAUAUUACCCUCGAACUAUUUCCCCCAGGGGUAAUACUCAUCCAAAUGUUUUAUAAAUAUAUAGCUAUAAAUGAAAUACAAAAUAUAUUUUUAUUAUUUACUUUCCUUUUAUAAUUGAUAACAUUUGGAUAAAAUGUUACUACCACUUUACUACCGGUUAAAUCGUUUGGGGGAACAUAUCUGUUUUAUAUAACUUGAUAUAUUUUUGACCGUAAAAAUUUUAUUCCGCAAUAAAAGAAUUUG